Molecule: messenger RNA, 3049 nt
Organism: Nothobranchius furzeri (turquoise killifish)
Lineage: Eukaryota; Metazoa; Chordata; Actinopteri; Cyprinodontiformes; Nothobranchiidae
Gene: tnpo2b
Product: transportin 2b
Biological process (GO): protein import into nucleus
Cellular component (GO): nucleus; cytoplasm
Molecular function (GO): nuclear import signal receptor activity; small GTPase binding
Source: RefSeq, a predicted model, not a curated record
GCCGAACUAAAUCAAACCACCCGGCUCGUUCUUAAGGCAUGCAGUCAUUUACGAGCUAACGUUGAAAACACAGCGCCAUCACAUUUUUGCAUUAGGCCUCAUUGAUCGCUGACAUAUUUUAUUUAAUGCUAGAUUGUAGAACGUAUCUCCCCGCUUGUCUGUAGAAAACAUAAAUCUACUACACCGGCGAGAACAGGAUGGAGUGGCAGCCUGAUGAACAAGGUCUACAGCAAGUGCUUCAGCUUCUGAAGGAUUCCCAGUCUCCAGACACAGCGACUCAAAGAGCCGUGCAAGAAAAACUGGAGCAGCUCAACCAGUUUCCUGAUUUCAACAACUAUCUCAUCUUUGUUCUCACCAGUCUCAAAUCGGAAGAUGAGCCGACCCGCUCCCUGAGUGGCCUGAUUCUGAAGAACAAUGUAAAAGCUCACUACCAGAACUUUCCUCCCAACGUGGCUGACUUCAUCAAACGAGAAUGCCUCAACAACAUUGGAGAUCCGUCGCCGCUCAUCAGAGCUACAAUUGGCAUUUUGAUCACAACCAUUGCCUCAAAGGGAGAGCUACAGACUUGGCCAGAGCUUUUGCCUCAGCUCUGUAAUUUACUCAAUUCGGAGGACUAUAACACAUGUGAAGGUUCUUUUGGAGCACUGCAGAAGAUCUGCGAGGAUUCUUCUGAGCUGCUCGAUAGCGAUGCUCUUAACAGACCCCUCAACAUCAUGAUCCCCAAAUUUCUACAGUUCUUCAAACACUGCAGCCCCAAGAUCAGAUCUCAUGCAAUCGCAUGCGUGAACCAGUUCAUUAUUGGCCGAGCUCAGGCUCUAAUGGAUAACAUUGACACUUUUAUUGAGAGUCUGUUUGCGCUGGCUGGUGAUGAGGACAGUGAAGUCCGGAAAAAUGUUUGCAGGGCUCUGGUCAUGCUGCUGGAAGUCCGCAUCGACCGCCUAAUCCCACACAUGCACAGCAUCAUCCAGUACAUGCUGCAGCGGACUCAGGACCCAGAUGAGAACGUGGCUUUGGAAGCCUGUGAGUUCUGGCUGACCCUGGCUGAGCAGCCCAUCUGUAAAGAAGCUCUGUCUGGUCACCUGGUUCAGCUGAUUCCCAUUUUGGUGAAUGGGAUGAAAUAUUCUGAGAUAGACAUCAUUCUUCUAAAGGGUGACGUUGAAGAGGAUGAAACGAUUCCAGACAGCGAGCAGGACAUCAAGCCUCGCUUCCACAAGUCCCGCACCGUGACCCUGCAGCAUGAGGGUGUGGAAGGUGAGGAGGGGGAGGACAUUGAUGAGGAUGAGGACGAUGACGAUGACACGCUGUCUGACUGGAAUCUCCGUAAAUGUUCUGCUGCAGCUCUGGAUGUUCUUGCCAAUGUGUUUCGAGAGGAGUUGCUUCCACAUCUCUUACCCUUGCUCAAAGGACUUCUGUUCCAUCCAGACUGGGUCAUCAAGGAGUCUGGCAUUUUAGUUCUGGGGGCUAUCGCUGAAGGUUGUAUGCAGGGCAUGGUACCGUACCUGCCUGAGCUCAUCCCCCACCUCAUCCAGUGCUUAUGCGACAAGAAGGCUCUAGUUCGCUCCAUCGCCUGCUGGACCCUCAGCCGCUACGCCCACUGGGUGGUCAGCCAGCCACCUGAUGCUCACCUGAAGCCCCUCAUGACGGAACUUCUGAAACGGAUUCUCGACGGAAACAAAAGAGUGCAGGAGGCGGCGUGCAGCGCUUUUGCCACCCUGGAGGAAGAGGCCUGCACAGAGCUGGUGCCUUAUCUGAGCUUCAUCCUGGACACGCUGGUCUUUGCUUUUGGGAAGUAUCAGCACAAGAACUUGCUUAUUCUGUACGACGCUAUAGGAACCUUGGCGGAUUCUGUAGGACACCAUCUCAACCAGCCGGAGUACAUUCAGAAGCUGAUGCCUCCACUGAUAGCUAAAUGGAAUGAGCUGAAAGAUGAAGACAAAGACCUUUUCCCUCUGCUCGAGUGUCUGUCGUCUGUUGCCACGGCACUGCAGAGUGGUUUCCUCCCAUACUGCGAGCCUGUGUACCAGCGCUGCGUCACCCUGGUCCAGAAAACGCUGGCUCAGGCUAUGAUGUACAGCCAGCAGCCCGACCAGUACGAAGCACCCGACAAGGACUUCAUGAUUGUGGCUCUGGAUCUUCUAAGUGGUCUGGCCGAAGGGCUUGGCGGCCAUGUGGACACACUCGUGGCCCGCAGUAACAUAAUGACCCUGCUUUUCCAGUGCAUGCAGGAUACGAUGCCUGAGGUGAGGCAGAGUUCUUUUGCUCUGCUGGGUGAUUUGACCAAGGCCUGCUUUCCUCAUGUGAAACCAUGUAUUGCUGAAUUCAUGCCGAUCCUCGGAACAAACCUGAACCCAGAGUUCAUCUCUGUGUGCAACAAUGCUACCUGGGCCAUAGGAGAGAUCUGCAUGCAGAUGGGAGUGGAGAUGCAGCCAUACAUAGCCAUGGUUCUGUCACAGCUGGUUGAGAUUAUUAAUCGACCCAACACUCCCAAAACCCUGCUGGAGAACACAGCCAUCACCAUUGGCCGGCUGGGGUACGUGUGUCCUCAGGAGGUUGCUCCCAUGCUCCCGCAGUUUAUCCGACCUUGGUGCACGUCUUUGCGCAACAUCCGAGACAACGAGGAGAAGGACUCUGCCUUCCGUGGGAUUUGUAUAAUGAUUGGUGUGAAUCCUGGAGGUGUCGUGCAGGACUUCAUCUUCUUCUGUGAUGCUGUGGCAUCCUGGGUGAAUCCUAAAGAUGAUCUGAGAGAUAUGUUUUACAAGAUCCUGCAUGGCUUUAAGGAGCAGGUCGGGGAGGAGAACUGGCAGCAGUUUUCCGAGCAGUUCCCCCCACUGCUGAAGGAGAGACUGGGAGCCUGCUAUGGCGUUUAGAUCCUCUACAAUUAUCCAAGAGGUGAGCCAGCAGGAGGAGGGUGAAUGGGAAACUCAUCCAUCUGUGUAUUGCACAGCCCUGAUCUGGGGGGAGGGAGAGGGACGCUUUUGGCCGUUCCCCCUGAUGGACGGCCCCCACGCCCUAUGUGUUUGUCCAUAGAGGGAGGGUGGGCGGGUGGGAG